UCUCCACCUCCAGCGGGCGGGUUCUGGGGAAGAGGGUGUGGCCGCCGCCGCCCUGCAGCUGGUCUCCGCACUGGAGAGAAGCUUUUGCUGCACUGACUGAACUCUGAACUUGACAUAGAACCAUGGCUAUGGCAACCAAAGGAGGUACCAUCAAAGCUGCUUCUGGAUUCAAUGCCUCUGAGGAUGCCCAAGCCCUGAGGAAGGCCAUGAAAGGACUUGGCACUGAUGAAGAUGCCAUUAUCAGCAUUUUGGCCUAUCGGAACACAGCCCAGCGCCAAGAAAUCCGGACAGCCUACAAAAGCAGUACUGGCAGGGACCUGAUAGACGACUUGAAGUCAGAACUAAGCGGCAACUUCGAGCAGGUGAUCUUGGGGCUGAUGACACCCACCCUGCUAUAUGACGUGCAGGAGCUGAGAAAGGCCAUGAAGGGAGCCGGCACAGACGAGGGCUGUCUGAUUGAGAUCCUCGCCUCGCGUACCCCUGAGGAGAUCCGGCUCAUCAGCCAGGCCUACCAGCAGCAAUAUGGACGGAGCCUUGAAGAAGACAUUUACUCUGAUACAUCGUUCAUGUUCCAACGAGUGCUGGUGUCUCUGUCAGCUGGUGGCAGGGAUGAAGGGAAUUACUUGGAUGACACGCUCAUGAGACAGGAUGCCCAGGACCUGUAUGAAGCUGGAGAGAAGAGAUGGGGAACAGAUGAAGUGAAAUUUCUAAGUAUCCUCUGCUCCCGGAAUCGAAACCAUCUGCUGCAUGUGUUCGAUGAGUACAAAAGGAUAUCACAAAAGGAUAUUGAACAGAGUAUAAAAUCUGAAACAUCUGGUAGCUUUGAAGAUGCUCUGCUGGCCAUAGUGAAGUGCAUGAGGAACAAACCAGCCUUUUUUGCUGAAAAACUUUAUAAAUCUAUGAAGGGCUUAGGCACUGAUGACAGCACCCUCAUCAGAGUGAUGGUUUCCCGAGCAGAGAUCGACAUGCUGGACAUACGGGCAAACUUCAAGAGACUCUACGGAAAGUCUCUGUACUCCUUCAUCAAGGGUGACACAUCCGGAGACUACAGGAAAGUCCUGCUCAUUCUCUGUGGAGGAGAUGAUUGAAAUGCACUCCCAGGAAAGGAGAAUUCUAAACACUAAUUUUUUUUUUUACUUCACCUGUCUUCAAUGCUAUAAGCUUUACCUCAGAUACUAACUUCCAAUUAAAAUGUCUACAGUUGUCUCCUAGUAUGAUGACUGUAUUAUAAUCAGAUAUAAUUAGUCAUUUUGCUGCUUUAAACCUAUUAUUGCUUACAAGUCCUAAAUGGAGCUUUAAAAUUAGAAAUUUAAAUGUUUUCCUUUUUCUUAAACAGAUAAUCUCAUUUGUAUCUUACAGAAAUCAAGUAUACUAUAUUUUCAUGUUUUCAGUAAAAAUCUUAUAAGCAGCUGGGUGUGGUGGCACACGCCUUUAAUCCCAGCACUUGGGAGGCAGAGGAAGGAGGAUUGCCAUGAGUUCAAGCCUGCCCUGAGACUACAUAGUGAGAGUUUGAGGUCAGCCUGAGCUACAGUGAAGCUAUACCUCAAAAAAUCAAAAAAAAAGAAAUUGUACAUUUAUAAGACUAUUCUAGAAUCACUUUCUUCUCUGAUCCUACUUUUUUUUUUUUGUUGUUUUGUUUUGUUUUUCGAGGUAGGGUCUCACUCUGGUCCAGGCUGACCUGGAAUUAACUCUGUCAUCUCAGGGUGGCCUUGAACUCAUGGCAAUCCUUCUACCUCUGCCUCCCGAGUGCUGGGAUUAAAGGCGUGUAUCACCACGCCCGGCUUGAUCCCACUUUUUUAGAAUGGUUAAUAAUUUGAAAUUGUGAGCAUCAAUUAGUAAGAAUACCCAUUCAGGGCUGGAGAGAUGGCUCAGCAGUUAAGGUGUUUGCCUCCAAAGCUUAAAGACUUGGAUGCAUACCCCAAUGCCCACAUAAAGCCAGAGCCACUUGUGUAUGGAGUUCAUUUGCAGUGGCUAGAGGCCCUGGUGUGUCCAUUCUUUCUAUAUGCCUCUUUCUGUCUCUCUUUCUCAAAUAAAUAAAUACAUAAAUAAAAUAGUUUUUAAAAAGAAUACCCAUUCAGUUUUGUAUUUUACAUAGUUAUAGAUCAAAACCAUUCAUGAAGGUCCUCUUUGGUUCUGUUAAUGUUAGUUGAUUAUUCCUAAAUUUGGUUUGGGAGACAUCCUCUCACCCUGUACUCACAUCACUUUAUCCAGGUAAAGUGUACAAAAAUCAUGAACUCAUCUAAACAAGUUUAAUUUCAAAUAUGAUUAAAUAGAUCAUGUCUAGUUAUCAAUGUUGAAUAUUCCACAGUAUUAUGGUUGUCCUAAGCAAGUUUAAAAGUGAAUGGAAAAAAGUAAGAUUCAAAUACAGACAUUCUGGUAAUAGUAUAAACUUCUGGAUUGUGUAUGGCUUGAAACGUUUUCUGCUAAAAAUAAUUUUUAGAAUAUUUUUUAUUUUGUUAAUUUGUAGUAACUCACAUUUGUAUUAUGACUUUUCAACCUCAUAAUAAUUCUAAAAGGGUACUUGGAUUGAAUUAAGAAGUUUAGUUUGUAAGCAACAUAGACAAAUCAUUUUAAUAUAAGUGGUGACUUUGGGGCUGAGGAAAUAGCUCAGAGGUAAAAGGUGCUUGCUUGCAAAAUCUGCUGUGGUUCAAUUUCUAGUACAUAUGUAAAGCCAGAUGAACAAUGUGGUGCAUAUGACUACAGUUUGCAGCAGCAAGAGGCCCUAGUGCACCCAGACGUACACACGCAUGUAUGCUCACACAUCACACACACACACCUCUCAAAUAAAUAAAAUAUUUUUAAUAAAAUUGGCAAUUUUAAAGUAAA
Jaculus jaculus (lesser Egyptian jerboa) is the source of this 2826-nucleotide messenger RNA. RefSeq names its product annexin A4 (gene Anxa4). The coding region runs from base 123 to 1088 and encodes 321 amino acids. The record is from RefSeq and is a predicted model, not a curated record. Lineage: Eukaryota; Metazoa; Chordata; Mammalia; Rodentia; Dipodidae. The transcript is spliced from 13 exons. Gene Ontology annotation, molecular function: calcium ion binding; calcium-dependent phospholipid binding. Gene Ontology annotation, cellular component: cytoplasm.